UUCGUUCGUGCUCAGAAUCUGCACACCCUUGAGGUAUCUGGACAUGAAACAGUAGCUCAUUUUAAGGGUCAGAUCAAAUUCCUGGAGGACAUCACCCUUGAGCAUCAAGUGAUUCUUCUGGGUGGGAUCCCCUUGGAAAAUGUCCAGCCCUUGGAAAAUGAUUCUGUCAUUGGUCAAUGUGGCAUCAGUGACUUUACAACAUAUGACUUUACUGCACACAUGCUUGGUGGGAAGGUCCAUGAUUCCCUGGCUCAUGCUGGCAAAGUGAAAGGCCAGACCCCAAAGGUUGCUAAGCAAGAAAAGAAGAAGAAGAAAACUGGGUGGGGCGAGAGGCUCAGGAAAUACAAUCGCCAAUUUGUCAACAUCGUGCCUGGUUUUGGUAAAAAGAAGGGGUCUAAUGCAGUGAUGCUGCCCAUUACAAAGUGA
Pantherophis guttatus is the source of this 426-nucleotide messenger RNA. The record is from RefSeq and is a predicted model, not a curated record. NCBI's taxonomy places the organism in Eukaryota, Metazoa, Chordata, Lepidosauria, Squamata, Colubridae.